Messenger RNA from Cannabis sativa, 1791 nucleotides. Its product is annotated as NADH dehydrogenase [ubiquinone] 1 alpha subcomplex subunit 9, mitochondrial. Gene Ontology annotation, molecular function: protein-containing complex binding. Bases 130 to 1329 code for a protein of 399 amino acids. Gene Ontology annotation, cellular component: mitochondrion. NCBI's taxonomy places the organism in Eukaryota, Viridiplantae, Streptophyta, Magnoliopsida, Rosales, Cannabaceae. The record is from RefSeq and is a predicted model, not a curated record. The transcript is spliced from 12 exons.
GGCUCAGCUCAAUCACACAUACAGAGAGAGCCCUCUCUGGCUUUCAUCUUCUUCCUUUCAGAGCUCUCUCUCUCUCUCUCUCUCUCUCUCUCUCUCUCCUCUUGACUGUAGUAAUCCAGCUCCACCACGAUGCAGGCCGUAGCCAGGCGUCUAGGGCAAAAAUCACUGAGCCCUUCGCCUUCAAUUUCAUCGCUCAAGUCUAUCUACCCUCUCAACUACGAUCACUAUUAUGGAGCUGAACACCCGAGGUACGGAUCCACCGUUGCCACUAAAGGAAUCGGUCACCUUGUUAGGAAAGGGACUGGUGGAAGAUCAUCUGUUAGUGGCAUAGUAGCUACAGUUUUUGGAGCAACUGGAUUUCUUGGUCGUUAUGUGGUGCAGCAACUUGCUAAGAUGGGAUCUCAAGUUCUAGUUCCUUUUCGGGGUUCUGAAGAUUCUCAUCGUCAUCUAAAGCUGAUGGGAGAUUUGGGACAGAUAGUGCCAAUGAAAUACAAUCCAAGAGAUGAAAGUUCAGUUAAAGCUGUAAUGGCAAAAGCUAAUGUGGUUGUUAACCUUAUUGGAAAGGAUUAUGAGACAAGGAAUUAUAGCUUUGAAGAAGUAAACCAUCACAUGGCUGAGCAACUUGCAACGAUUGCUAAAGAGCACGGUGGGAUUGUAAGAUUUCUCCAAGUUUCUUGUUUGGGGUCAUCUGCUUCAUCACCAUCAAGACUGCUAAGAGCAAAGGCUGCUGCAGAAGAGGCUGUAAUGAGAGAAAUGCCUGAGGCUACGAUUUUGAAAUCUGCUGCAUUGGUUGGCACAGAGGAUAGACUUUUAAACCGGUGGGCAGAAUUUGCUAAGAAGUAUAGCUUUCUUCCCCUCAUUGGAGGUGGAUCUACCAGAAUUCAACCUGUAUAUGUCGUUGACGUUGCUGCUGCAAUUAUUGCUGCCUUGAAAGACGAUGGUGCCAGUAUGGGAAAAGUUUACGAACUUGGUGGCCCAGAGAUCUUUACAGUGCGCGAAUUGGCAGAGCUUAUGUUUGAGACGAUUCGUGAAUAUCCUCGCUACGUAACACUUCCUGUUCCUAUUGCAAAGGCCAUGGCAAUGCCACGAGAUAUAUUGGUUAACAAGGUUCCCUUCCCGUUACCCAAUCCGGAGAUCUUCAACCUAGAUCAGAUCAUUGCUCAAACCUCAGAUACACUAGUGUCUGAAAACGCUUUGACUUUCAAUGACCUUGGACUCAUGCCACAUAAGUUGAAGGGAUACCCUAUUGAAUUUCUUGCCUGCUAUCGUAAGGGCGGUCCACAAUUCGGUUCUACAAUCAGUGAAAAAGUGUCUGCAGAUUGGCCAUGAUAUCCCAAAGGUCAUUUUCUUGUUUGUUGAAGAGUGUUACCGAGUUGGAAACGUUGAAUCAGGUUCGGGUGCAAGAAUUUUGUUUCAUUCUCUCUGAUCUUAUGAGCCAAUUAGAGGAGAGAAUAAUACUAUCUAAUACUAUAAUGAAAAUCAUAAUUUUGUGUCUUUUAAUUUGCUAACAAUUUUGUCAUUGGCCAAACAGGUUUUCAACAAGGGGGCAUUUUAGAAAAGUAGGAAAGCAAUAAAGAGAUAAGGUUCAUAUGGAAAAUGGUUCUUCAGUUAUUUUUCUGACUUGUAUAAUUUGUGAAGUACUGCCUAUUUGUAAUUUUUUUUCUUUCUAAAAAGUUCUAAAUUUUCAUUUUUGGCUCGAUCGUUCAUAAGCCCCGAGUAAUGGAGGGAACCUUGAAAUUGUUUUCUCAUUUUCCUUAAAUUUUAGCAUCUGUUAUCAUGUUUGGAAUUCAA